This is a messenger RNA of Branchiostoma floridae (Florida lancelet), 3512 nucleotides long. RefSeq lists its product as uncharacterized. Lineage: Eukaryota; Metazoa; Chordata; Leptocardii; Amphioxiformes; Branchiostomatidae. The transcript has 13 exons. Bases 486 to 3473 code for a protein of 995 amino acids. The record is from RefSeq and is a predicted model, not a curated record.
AGCCGCAGAGACGACUGUUGGCCUAUUAUCGCUUAUACUACUAACGCUCCCGGCCAACAGUCGCAGACUUCAACAUUGAACGGAAUCAAAAAAUCGCCGAAUAAACCAGCCGCUGCACUAAUCCUCGGAUCUCUGGGUGUCCCUCACUUCCUAACAGCCUUACCUAGCCAGCCGGAGCGUUUUCCGGCUCAAAAACCCCCUUCGCUAGCCGCGCCGGGACUAAAUCCACUCCGAAUGCACUGUAUACACACUCCGGGCGGCCAUCUUGAACAAAACUAAUAGAAACUGACGUCACGAUCAUGAGGGCGGGGCUUAGCCGGCGCGCCGAAUCAGCCGCGCGAAUAAGAAACUACUUUUCUGAUAAGCCAUUCCUAUGGGGAACAGGUGUCUCAAAGUUGGAAAGUUCCUGGAAUUUCAAAUAAACCGCAUUUAAGCAGAAUAACAAGUUGGAAAGGGUCUUAGAUAUUUUUGUCAAUGAGUUAAACAUGUUUCUUUUUCAAAACAAGUCACAAACAAAGUAUGAAACACUUUUGUCUCAAAAUCACAAUGGAAUAUUACACAGGAAUGAAUGGUAUGGCAAAUAUGACACCACUUUCACUUUUACUCACAUUGAUGCUGUCACCAUGGAGAGUUGCCACAAUUGUGGCAAUCUCUUCAUAAAAAGUACCAAAGGGUACAGUAGGAAGAGGAUUUCCACCAUAACCUCGCCACUGACGUACAAGCAGGUAUUUGCUGCAUCUCCAUCUGUAAGCUGCUUCCUCUGCUACUCCUGUAUCCAACAACUGAACAGCAAAACAGUGCAGUGGAAGGGGAAGAGAAAAUGGUCAGCAAGACACAGCCCAUCAAAAAGUCCUCCCCAGAGCCCCGUCAGAAAGAGUUUGAGAAUACAAUCAAGCUCAGGUCUGAUGGGGUCCUCUGGGCAGGUGGGAGAUGCAGUGAGGAUGCUGGCAAGAAAGCAGUACCUGAAAGCUUUCCGGCUGCUGCUACAGCACCCUGCCACCAAGCAGCAAAUGAUCACAGCAUGUAAGGAGGCCAUCCUUACUGAGCGGAAGAACCUCAAUGGGGACAAGAGCAGCCCAUUGAGAAAGCCUGUGACACUGGACAAUGUCACAGCUUUCUCUUGGCAGGAAACCCUGACAUGGGCAGAAGGGCAUGCCCCACUUCUGAUGGCAGUGUUGAAGGCCAUGUUUCCAAAGUCUGAAGACAAAGAGACAGUGGAAAGGAGGACUGGGCUCAUCCUCUCUGUGGCCCUGUACUCAAACAAGCGAGUCAGGUUCCCGCAGGCCUGCAUGGGUGUUCAGCUGUGGAAACAAGGCUGCCCACAGAAGGUGUUUGCCACACUGAACUCCCUGGGAGUAUCACAGUCCGUGCAAGCCGCAAGGAGUCAAGUUGACCGCCUCCGCCUUGGACAUGACAGCGAGGUCAAGGUCUGGAAACAAGAAGCAGAGAAAACUGCGGUUGGUGCCAGAAGACGGCUGUCAUUUGAAGAAGCACCACCAAGAGCAAAGGGCUACUCCUUAACUUGGGACAAUGUGCAGAUUGAUGCUCAUGCAAAGCACCACAGCACAGAACAUCAGAACACAUUCCUGAUGUGGGCAUUGUGCUUUGCCCACCAGAACAAAGUUCCCUUCCCACUGGCUGACACACCAGGGACUUUGAGGGCUGUUGAGGUGGAUCCUCACUCCAUCUUACCUGCACCAGAGGUAUUUACAUCAGUAAGAUCCAGAAUGGUGACAGUAGUCAGCAGGAUUCUGGUGGACAACAUACCCCCGUUUGAGUGCUUGAAGGGAAAGGUGAACCGGCACAUCCCACAUCAACAUUCAAGGGAGAUGAAAGAAAAGAGCAAUGUUGUCAACCUGGGUGUUGUGGAGGCAAACCCUUCAUCAACAGAGGGGGUCAUCCAGGUUAUGGAGACGCUCCAUAACCACGUGCCGGCACCACAGGGCAAGCUCCUCCCCAUACUGUGCUGUGGUGAUGGCCUCUCCAUCGAGAGGAUGGUACACAGCAAAAGAGCCCGCAGCAACGGUGAAACUCCCAGAACACGGCUGGAAGGCCUCGUGGAGGGCCCGCAGGAAUUUCACAGGGAGAUUCUUCUCCUCCAGGAUACCAUGGACGAGCUAUUCGAUCACAAGAGUGAGGCAUGCAGAGGGACUCUUUCUCAACUCAAGGCCUACUUCAGCCACAGAUCGUUGAAGAAGAAUGUACAAGAUAAUGUGCAGCACGUUUGGGACAUGAUUGAGUUUGCCACAUGUGCAUACAUAUGUCUGCUGGCUGUAGACAUCUGCAACAUGGGCAACUUGCAGGACACCCCUGCAGACUUCCCAACAAGUUCGACCAACGCCACCAAGCUCAAGUGGGUCACCAACCUCUCCCAGAAGAUUGUGGACUUCUGUUGGCAGCCACCUGAGGCAGAGGACAUCAUGCUAGCUGCCACAGCAUCGCAGGCAGACAGGGAUGACACGGAAGAGAUCUUCCCAUACUGCAGCUGUAUGGAGGACAAGGAUGAAACAAUGGUCAAGUGUUGCAGCGCAGUCUGCAAGCAAAGCUGGUACCACCUCAGCUGUGCAGAGCUGCAAGCUGCCCCCCACGACGACUGGUACUGCAGCCAGUCCUGUGCAGAUGAUGGUACAUACAUUUACUGUAUGUGCCACCAGAGGAAAGGUGGGGAGAUGGUGCAGUGCCACCUUGGAGACAAAUGUCUCCACGAUGAGUGGUAUCACAGCGACUGCCUGUGUGGCACAGAUUUUGAAGAUCAAUGGUACUGUUCGGAUGACUGCCUCCAAGGGGCUAUGUCUGAAGACAAAGUACAAUGCUACAGUAAGGCUCUCAUGUGGGAAGGCUUGUGCCAUCUUGUUCGCAGAGACUGCGUGAGAGAAGGAGAUGGGCCUGCCAUGAUCCAGACAUGGCAGAUGGACAUGGUGUCAUUCUGGAACAAACGCCACUACAAAUACUUCAUCAUAGGCCAUCAGAUGCUCACAGGAAUAGGAGGGUUCCUGCCCGAGAGGUUGAGGCACGACCUUACAUGGAACCGGGUGGCAAACUUGAAGGGGGGUCCAGGCAGCAACAUCGGCCUUGACCUUGUCAACGAGUUCCUAAACAACGACUUUAAAGACAUGUUGAAGCACUCUAGGGGUCAAUACACCGACACCCAGGUCCAAAGGUGUGCCGAAAUGAGCGGCCCCUUUGGACGUGAGUUGGACAGAGUCUUCACGGCGGCUGGACUGGGGUCGUACAUCACCCAUGCAUCAACGUUCAGCCACGAUGGCAGAUACCAGGCAGACAUCGACAGGUUCGUGUCUGACUUCAAGGGUGAUGGACUGUUUGCGUACCUGCCAGGCCGCCAACACACUGGCUUUGAGGAUUACACAUACAACUCAAGAAUCAGGCAGCCUGAAAAGAUGGGUGGAAAGUUGAGGCAGUUGGCAAAGGAGAUGGACUUGUGGGCAGACAUUGCCAAGAGCAGUGGCCAAUAGACUAGAAGGGACUCUAUUGUUUAAACCUAUGAUUUACAU